UCUCAGCUCGUACAAGUCAUGCAGCAGCAAAUGCUCAUGCUGCAAGAGCAAGUAAAAAAUGUCACUUCUUCGGAGGUCAAAAGUCGCGUGUCCGUGCCCUGGCCGCAACCUUUAGAGGUAGAUAAUGGCGAUCCUUACGAAAAUCUUGUCUUCUUUAAGAGCCGAUGGGAAGAUUAUUGCCUGGCUACGGGUAUGAGUACCUGGCCUUCAGAAAAAGAUGUCACAAAAGCGGGUCUUCUCCUGAGCGCUAUAGGAAGUAAAGCCAUGAAAAAAUACAUGGAUUUUGGAUUGUCUGAGGCGGAAAAGAUGAGUGAAAAUGCCAUAUUUGCUAAAAUUGAAAAGACAAUAUUUCUUAAAACCAACAUAAUAUACUCAAGGUAUUUAUUUAACAUGAAAAACCAGAAGGCGGAAGAAAGCUUUGAUGACUAUUUACUGGCCCUAAAGAAACUAGCUAAGAGAUGUAAUUAUAAGGAGUUUGAAGACGAAAUUUUAAGAGACAGAAUCGUGGUAGGAAUAAAGGAUGGUGAAGUCAUAAAAGAGCUAUUGAAAAAGCAAGACCUAACGUUAGAAACAGCCAUAAAUAUUUGUCGUGCUUCUGAGGAUGCUUCUGCUCAAGUUGCUGAUUUACAGAAAGCAGAACCGGUCAACAAAAUUACUAAGAACAAUAAGCCUUUUAAUAGUGACACACCUAAAAAGUGUAGAUUUUGUGGAGGUGUUCAUGUCUACCAAAAGAAAUUAUGCCCUGCCUGGGGACAGCGUUGUGAAGAAUGUGGUGGCCGAAACCAUUUUAAGAAGGUUUGCAAGAAGCGUGGAACUAUAAAAGAAAUACAAGAAGACUCAGAUAGCAGUGUCAUCAUAGCUGAAGUAAGGUACAAUGAAGAGUCAGGCCAUGCUGAAGCACCACUUUUGUUUCAUAUUGGUGAUAAAAAACAUAAAAUAUACUGUGCUCUGGACACAGGAGCGGCAGUUAGUGUGAUGGGGGCAGAAUAUUAUAAAAGUUUAACAGGUCAUAAGGACUUAUCAGCUUUAACUCCGCCGUUGAGAAGUUUGAAAGCAUUUAAUGGUACUCCCAUUAUUAACUUGGGAAAAGCAUCCUUUAUAGUUACCAGGAAGAAUAAAGAUUACAAAUUAAACUUUCACAUUGUUAAUGUUAAACAUGAACCACUCUUGUCAGAGAAAGCUUGUUUAGCUCUGGGCAUUAUAAAAUACUGUGAUGAAGUAUUAACAGAGUUGGACCGUUCUAAGGCAGAGCAAAUUAUGAAACAAUAUGAAGAUGUCUUCGAGGGUUAUGGCAGCCUUCCAGGGGAAGUUUCAUUGGUGCUGGAUGAAUCGAUUCCUGCCCAUAUUCAGCCUGCACGUCGAGUUCCAGUUGCUUUAAAAGAAAAAUUAAGAACUGAACUGGCACAGCUAGAAGCCGACGGUAUCAUAGUAAAGGAGACACAGCACACUGAUUGGGUGGCUCCGUCUCCCAUUCGGGCUCUCUUCAUCGCCAGAGAUCUUCCAGCAACAACUCACCAGUCUCCUUAAGGAUUUAAAAGGCAUUGAAAUUAUAGCAGAUGAUAUCUUAAUUUAUGGCGUCGGAGAGACAGUUGAAGAAGCCAAAAUGGAUCAUAAUAUCAAAUUUGAAAAAUUACUUAUAAGAUUAAGAGAAAUAAAUUGCAAGUUGAAUAAAGAUAAAGUAAAUCUACUAAGAACAUCAGUGAAAUUUUAUGGACAUAUGUUAACUAAUGAAGGUUUGAAGGUGGACAAGUCAAAGGUUGAUGCUAUUAACAACAUGCCUACUCCGACAUCUAGUAAGGAUGUUUUACGUUUUCUGGGAAUGGUUGGAUACCUCAGCAGAUUUAUAAAUAAUCUCAGCAUUCAAGCUACACAUCUUAGAAGGUUAACAAGAAAAGAGGUAGAUUUUGUAUGGACUGAGCAAGAAGAGAAAGAAUUCAAUAUAAUAAAAAAGAAGGUUAGUGAUUUGCCUACAUUGCAGUAUUUUGAUGUAAAUAAAGAAGUUGUUUUAGAAUGUGAUGCUAGUGAAUAUGGAUUGGGCGCUGCAAUGUAUCAGAACAACCAGGUAAUAGCUUUUGCAUCUAGAUGUUUGACAAAGACAGAAAAGAAAUAUGCCCAAAUAGAGAAGGAAAUGUUGGCAGUGGUCUUUGCUUGCAUCCGAUUUAAUCAAUAUGUAGCUGGAAACAGUAAAAUUACUGUCAAGACAGAUCACAGGCCAUUAAUUAAUAUUGCAAACAAACCUUUGAUUGAAGCUCCAAAGAGACUGCAAAUGAUGCUUCUUACACUUCAGAAAUAUAAUGUACAGUUACAAUUCAUUCAAGGAAAAGAAAACAUAGUUGCGGAUACUCU
Leguminivora glycinivorella is the source of this 2346-nucleotide messenger RNA. RefSeq lists its product as uncharacterized. The record is from RefSeq and is a predicted model, not a curated record. NCBI's taxonomy places the organism in Eukaryota, Metazoa, Arthropoda, Insecta, Lepidoptera, Tortricidae. The coding region runs from base 19 to 1527 and encodes 502 amino acids. The transcript is spliced from 2 exons.